Molecule: messenger RNA, 1762 nt
Organism: Oncorhynchus tshawytscha (Chinook salmon)
Lineage: Eukaryota; Metazoa; Chordata; Actinopteri; Salmoniformes; Salmonidae
Product: histone-lysine N-methyltransferase SUV39H1
Exons: 6
Coding region: 107-1345 (412 amino acids)
Cellular component (GO): nucleus
Molecular function (GO): protein binding; zinc ion binding; histone H3K9 methyltransferase activity
Source: RefSeq, a predicted model, not a curated record
ACAGCAUAGAACAGCUGCUUCCUCGAAAGAAUUUUCCCCCAAUCGAAGGAUUGUUCAAUUUUGGCGGCGCAGUAAACAUGGCGGAAGAGUUGGAAGCUAGCUAAACAUGGUGGCUACAAUUGCAGGUUGUAGCGUAUCCUGCAAGCUGUCUUUGGACGAUCUGCAGGCUGUCUGCCGCAGGGAAAGACUCCAUUGUAAACAGCUACGGGUGAACAAGCAUAACAUCGAUGACUAUGAGGUUGAGUACCUCUGUGACUACAAGAAGUCUAAGGAGCAGGAGUCCUACCUGGUUAAAUGGAAGGGCUACCCCGAGUCGAGCAACACCUGGGAGCCCCGCAAAAACCUCAAGUGCAGGAAGCUAAUGACGCAGUUCCACGAGGACAUGGAGCACGAGCUGAGGCAGAAGAAGAGACGCACCACCUGCCCCAAGCGGCUGGACAAGGACGUGGCCUGGACCCUGGUGCAGAAAGCCAAGCUCCGCAAGAGGCUCCAGUGCUGGGAAGCCGACCUGAACAAGACUCGUAACCACCCGGGGCGCAUCUUUGUCCUGAACGAGGUGGACCUGGACGGUCCGCCCAGGGACUUCACCUACAUCACUAACUAUAAGGUGGGCGAGGGCAUCGUGCUCAACGAGAUGGCCGUCGGCUGUGAGUGUAAGGACUGCUUUAGUGAUCCGGUCGGCGGCUGCUGCCCCGGGGCCUCCCUCCACCGCCUGGCCUACACUGACAAGGGCCAGGUGCGAGUGCGGGCUGGGGAGCCCAUCUACGAGUGUAAUGCCCGCUGUAGCUGCGGGCCUGACUGCUCCAACCGCUUGGUCCAGAAGGGCAUUCAGUUCGACCUGUGCAUCUUCAAGACUGGGAAUGGCCGAGGCUGGGGCGUACGUGCACUACAGCACAUCAAAAAGAACACCUUUGUCAUGGAGUAUGUUGGAGAGAUCAUCACAUCGGAUGAGGCGGAGAAGAGAGGACACCUGUAUGACCGGCAAGGCGCCACCUACCUGUUUGACCUGGACUACGUGGAGGACGUUUAUACGGUGGAUGCCGCUAACCAUGGCAACAUCUCCCACUUUGUCAACCACAGUUGCAACCCCAACCUGCAAGUAUACAAUGUGUUUAUAGACAACCUGGAUGAGAGGCUCCCGAGGAUAGCAUUAUUUUCCACACGCUCCAUCAGGGCAGGAGAAGAGCUCACUUUUGACUACAAGAUGCAAAUUGAUCCAGUUGAUGCAGAGAGCACAAGGAUGGACUCAAAUUUCAGUUUAGCGGGACUCCCAAGCUCUCCCAAAAAGCGGAUUCGGGUGGAGUGCAGGUGUGGAUCUGACACAUGUCGAAAGUAUCUCUUCUGAUAUAGAUUGGAAGCGGAACGUCAAAGCUAGAACAGACACAUCAUAUAUUUUGGGGAAUUCUGAAAGUUGUACAGCGUUUACAUGACUUUAUAUUUGUCUACUUUUACUUUACUUUCAUUAACUUUUAAGCCACAUUGGCGCAUGGGUGAUAUCAAAACUGAUAUGUUUGGGGACAUAAAAAAUAAAUCACCAUAUCUAGUAUGUUGGUAAACGAUUUUAGUGAAACAAUGAACAAUAUGGUCUACAUUCACAAAUCUGCGUUUUUAAGAAUUUCUUCAGAGAUUAUACACUGCGUGUACAAAACAUUAACAACACCUGCUUUUUCCAUGACAGACAGACUGACCUGGUAAAAGCUAUGAUCCCUUAUUCAUGUCAAUUGUUAAAUCCACUGCAAUCAGUGUAGAUGAAGGGGAGGAG